Chenopodium quinoa (quinoa) is the source of this 1375-nucleotide messenger RNA. RefSeq names its product patatin-like protein 1. Bases 158 to 1339 code for a protein of 393 amino acids. Gene Ontology annotation, biological process: lipid metabolic process. Gene Ontology annotation, molecular function: monoacylglycerol lipase activity; glycerophospholipase activity. NCBI's taxonomy places the organism in Eukaryota, Viridiplantae, Streptophyta, Magnoliopsida, Caryophyllales, Amaranthaceae. The record is from RefSeq and is a predicted model, not a curated record. The transcript has 7 exons.
CAAAUUAUAUCCAAGCCAUUUGGAAUAUCAAAUAUAAAUGCAUGUAACUUGUUAAUAGUUUUUCCAUAAUUAAGGCACAAUUUAUUUUCUUGAAACUUCUUCUGCAACCUUAAUUUGAUCUUUAAUUUUAUUGUGUUGAAGAAACAAUUAGUCGAAAAUGGCAGCAAUGCCUCAAGCACAAGAUCCUCCUUCCGUGAUCAAAUUCAACAACAAAAACAAGAAGCUUAUCACCAUCCUUAGCAUGGAUGGUGGUGGAGUUCGCGGUCUUAUACCUGCUAUUAUUGCUAGUUUCCUCGAGCAACAACUUCAGAAAUUGGAUGGUGAGGAUGCAAGAUUAGCAGAUUAUUUUGAUGUGAUUGCUGGAACAAGUACUGGUGGUAUAGUAGGUGCUAUGUUAACAGCACCAGAUGAAAAUAAUCGCCCUCUUUAUGCUGCCAAGGAUAUCAUCCCUUUUUAUCUAGAACACUCCCCUAAGAUAUUUCCGCAAGAAAGCGGAGUAUUUAGCCUUUUCAAAUCAAUGACAGGGCCUAAAUAUGAUGGCAAAUAUCUGCAUAAUUUGCUGAGAAAAGAUUUAAAAGAGAUGAAGCUCCAUCAAACUUUAACAAACCUCAUUAUUCCAGCUUUUGAUAUCAAGUUGCUCCAACCAGUUAUUUUUUCUUCUUUCAAGAUACCAGCUCAACCUUCUAUUGAUGCAAAGCUAUCUGAUAUAUGCAUUGGCGGAUCGGCUGCCCCAACAUUUCUUCCCUCAUAUCAAUUUGGAGAUCCAAGUAUUAGGGAAUUUAACCUUAUUGAUGGUGGAAUUGUGGACAAUAAUCCGACUUUGAUAGCUAUGAUUGAAGUGAGCAAACAAAUGAUAAAGGAAAACCCAAAUGCUCACCGCAUGCAUGAUGGAAGGUUGCUAGUGAUUUCAAUAGGGAGUGGAUCAGCAAAGAAUGAGGAAAAAUAUAAUGCUAAAAUGACAGCAAAAUGGGGGCCUCUUUCUUGGAUUAUGAAUGGUGGAUCAACUUCUAUUAUAGACUGUCUCUUUGAAUCUGGAGGUGAUAUGGUUGAUCUUCACAAUAGUGUUCUUUUUCAGGCUACUCAAACCCAAGAUAACUACCUUCGUAUUCAAGAUAAUAGCUUAACAGGAGUAGCAACAUCACUAGAUAUAUCAACAAAAGAGAACAUGCAAAAUCUGGUGAAAAUUGGUCAAGAGUUGCUCAACAAACCAGCUUCACGAGUUGAUCCUGAAACUGGAUUUCUCAAAGCUAUUCAAGACAUGGGCACCAACGCAGAAGUCCUCACAAGGCUAGCAGAACGACUCUCAGAAGAAAGGAAAUUCCGGAAGAGCCAAAACUGAACCAGAUAGAAGUUUACACUAUAAAAAAUUCCUGUG